AUGGAUGAAGUCACCGACGAUGCCUUCGUCAACCGUGACGACCCCAUACCGACCAUCCGUUUCGAUGGGGCCUCUCCUAGUUCAGCCUCAGUGGCCGCCUCCUCGGUAGCUGGGGCGAGUCACGACUCUGACCACUCCGAGGCCGACUCACCCGUCCGGAGGAGGCGAGGAGGCAUCAGGGACCGUCUCUCGGCAUUCCGGGACAAGGCCUCCAUCCAGGACAAGCUGGUCGAGAAACUCCUUUCCCAGGUUCUCCCCGAUGGUGGUGAAUUGCCUCCCGAGGAUGGCUCCAAGGGCUUUCCCGGCGUGUCAACCGAGAAGCCAAACUUCAACCUCCCGACCAUGUCGUACAACUUUCGCCGGUUCAACAGUCGCAUAGGCGUCGUCUUUGUCUUCCAGGCCAAGGCCAUCAGGUUGCUUUCAUGGAAACAUCCUACGCAUACACUUUCGUUUCUAGCCAUAUAUACUUUUGUCUGCCUGGACCCCUAUCUCCUCCCACUCCUACCACUGGCCAUUUUGCUCUUUGGCAUCAUGGUGCCCAGCUUCAUUGCCCGCCAUCCAGCCGCUCCCGUAACCCUUACCAACAUCGAGGCCAUGGGAUACUCGGCACAGGGUCCCCCCUUGGCGCCAGCCAAAACGGUCAAGCCCGUCAAGGAACUGAGCCGCGACUUCUUCAAGAACAUGCGCGACCUGCAAAAUUGCAUGGAGGACUUUAGCCAGCUCCAUGAUGGCAUCGUGACGCUCAUGGUGCCGCGCGUCAACUUUAGCGACGAGGCCCUGAGUAGCGCCCUCUUUGUCGCCGUAUUUGCCGUCUGUCUAUUCAUGAGCAUCGCGUCCAAUAUUCUCCCAUGGCGGUUCAUCUUUCUCGUCUUGGGCUGGGCCGUCACCGUCAUGGGUCAUCCGUACGUACAGAUGCAGCUCGAGGGCGCGCAAAAGCAACACUUGGCGUCGAAUCAGGAGAUGGCUCAGGGCACCAUCCAGCACUGGAUCGAUAAUGAUAUUAUCCUCGAUAGCGCGCCCGAGACGCGAGAGGUUGAAAUCUUUGAGUUGCAGAGACUAUCCGACCCGAAUGGUGAAUGGGAGCCCUGGGUCUUUAGCGCCUCGCCAUACGACCCCUUAUCGGCCAUCAGGAUUACCGGUGACCGGCCAACAGGCACGCGCUUCUUUGAGGACGUGAUGCCGCCUCAGGGAUGGGAGUGGAGUGAGAAGAAAUGGGCACUUGACCUAUGGAGUCGAGAAUGGGUGGAAGAGCGCAUCAUCACGGGCGUUGAAGUCGAGACCGAGGGCGAGAGAUGGGUUUACGAUAUCUACUACGAGCUAGAGGACAAGAUUGGCGUCACGGAAGAUAGCAAGCUCACCAGCCCUAGCAAGGGCAAAGGGAAGACCAAGGCGCCUCCACCGAGGCCUAGCUGGGAAGAAGGCGAUGACUAUGAAGGCAGACGAGGUGAAUGGAGGCGGAGGCGCUGGGUACGACUUGUCAAGCGAAAGAACUUGGGUACUGGCAAGGAAGGCACUUGA
This is a messenger RNA of Pestalotiopsis fici W106-1, 1518 nucleotides long. RefSeq lists its product as uncharacterized. Gene Ontology annotation, biological process: peroxisome organization. NCBI's taxonomy places the organism in Eukaryota, Fungi, Ascomycota, Sordariomycetes, Amphisphaeriales, Sporocadaceae. Gene Ontology annotation, cellular component: peroxisomal membrane. The transcript has a single exon. The record is from RefSeq and is a predicted model, not a curated record. The coding region runs from base 1 to 1518 and encodes 505 amino acids.